AUGGAGGCCCGGCUGCAGAGGCUCGCCUGGGGCGCGGGGUGGGGGGUAGGGGAACCCCUCUCCGCGCAGGCGCCCCCGCCGCCCCCGCCGCCCCCCGCCCCGGCCCCCGGCCCCGGGCCCAGCACCUUCUCUCGCCGAGAGGGGAGUGGCGCAGGAAUCCCGUCGGGCCGGAUUCCUUACCCCAAGGACAGCAGCUGGGCCUGGAAUUUGGCCCAGACCGGGAGAGUAGCUCCUCCGCCUCUGGGUUGGACGGAGCGUGGUCGCGCCUCGCGAGGAGCUGAGCCGCCGCUGGGAAAGGUUAUAAAAAAUACAGCCACGGAGCUGCAGGAGGAGGUGCCUUGCCCCAAGGUCGUGCGGAAAGAGAAGCCAGCUUCCAGGCGGGCGCCCCCGGGCCUCGCCUGCGGCACUCGAACCCCGCGACCCCCGGCGCCGGCUCGACGCCCCGCCCCCCCCCCGCGCCGGGCCUGCCCCCCGCGCCGGCAGCGCCCCGGGCGGGGGGCGGCGCCGCAGCCAAUAAGGAGGUGGCGUGGCGAGGGCGGCGGCGGUUGUGACGCGCCGGGCCGGCGGGCGGCGGCCAAUCCGCGGCGAGCUCGAGGGCGGGCUGUGACGCGAGCGGCGCUCCUCGUGCGGCGGCGGUAUAGGAGCGAGCGCCGCGGCGAGCAGGGACAGGGCGGCCCGCAGCCGCCGCUCGCGCUGCCGCCGCCGCCGCCGCCGCCGCUGCCGCUGCCCCCGCCGCCGGCCGACGAGCAGCCCGAACCUCGGACGCGGCGCAGGGCCUAUCUGUGGUGCAAGGAGUUCCUGCCCGGUGCCUGGCGGGGCCUUCGCGAGGACCAGUUCCACAUCAGUGUCAUCAGAGGUGGCCUCAGUAACAUGCUGUUCCAGUGCUCCUUUCCCGACACCGUGGCCACCAUUGGUGACGAGCCUCGGAAAGUGCUCCUGCGGCUCUACGGGGCAAUUUUAAAGAUGAGGUCCUGUAAUAAAGAGGGAUCCGAACAAGCUCAGAAAGAAAAUGAAUUUCAAGGGGCCGAGGCCAUGGUCCUGGAGAGCGUUAUGUUUGCCAUUCUUGCAGAGAGGGCGCUUGGGCCAAAGCUCUACGGCAUCUUUCCCCAAGGCCGCCUGGAGCAGUUCAUCCCGAGCCGGCGCUUAGACACUGAAGAAUUAAGUUUGCCAGAUAUUUCUGCAGAAAUAGCUGAGAAAAUGGCCACAUUUCAUGGUAUGAAAAUGCCAUUCAAUAAGGAACCAAAAUGGCUUUUUGGAACAAUGGAAAAAUACCUGAACCAGGUGCUGAGGAUUAAGUUUGCCGGGGAGCCGCGGGUGAAGCAGCUUCACCGUCUCCUCCACUACAACCUGCCCCUGGAGCUGGAGUACCUGAGGUCGCUGCUUGAAUCCACCCCCUCUCCGGUUGUAUUUUGUCAUAAUGACUGUCAGGAAGGUAAUAUCUUAAUGCUGGAGGGCAGAGAGAAUUCCGAAAAGCAGAGACUGAUGCUCAUUGACUUCGAAUACAGCAGUUAUAAUUACAGGGGAUUCGACAUUGGGAAUCAUUUCUGUGAAUGGAUGUACGACUAUAACUAUGCAAAGUACCCUUUCUUCAGAGCGAACAUCCUGAAGUACCCCACCAAGAAACAACAGCUCCACUUUAUUUCCAGUUACUUGGCUGCAUUCCAUAAUGAAUUUGAAAACCUCAGUAAUGAAGAAAAGUCCAUUAUAGAAGAAGAAAUGUUGCUUGAAGUCAAUAGGUUUGCCCUUGCAUCCCAUUUCUUCUGGGGACUUUGGUCCAUUGUGCAGGCCAAGAUUUCAUCCAUUGAAUUUGGAUACAUGGACUAUGCCCAAGCAAGGUUCGAUGCCUAUUUCGACCAGAAGAGGAAGCUCGGGGUGUGAGUGUGUGAGGCGCCAUCCACUUCAUCCCUCGACUGUGUGGUGGCGGCCGGGCCAGCAGGGCCCUCCGCGCUCCGACGGCUGUCCCCGCGGCAAGGCUUGGAUGGCUCGCUGCCGAACACAGAUGUGUAUGAUACGAAAGACUGUAUUAAAAUUGAGUAACAUUUAUAUCCUAUCUUGUUUACGAUUUCACUAGGACUCUGCAAUGAGAUCGGGAAGCAGAAACAUAGUACAAUAGCGCAAUAGUGCAAUCUCAGAAUCCUUUGAGUCUAGAGAAGGCAUUUUCUAUGUGGGCCCUGAAGUUUGCAGUCAGAUACGGCAGACAGCACGAGUAAACAGUGUUUCUGCGGGUACUUUUUUUCGGUUAAUGUUGAUUUUUCAAGGACUUGAAUUCAUGUGCUGGGGAACACUGUGACCAGGCCUUCGGUGGUGACAGUGUGUGUAGAUGCCGCCGGCUCCUGAGGGCGGCGAGUGAGGAGGGACAGACUGUGACGUUGCUCUGCGGCCUGACCGACCGCGAGUGCCCGGAAGCUGCUCCCUCACCCUUCUGGUCCACACGGCGGAUGCUCGAGGCAGCAGACGCCCGUGCGGGGGGGUGGGCUGUUGUCUCCCUUUGAUGAAUGUAGCUCCUCCGGACCUGUUGUACAUAUUUUGUCCCGCAGAUGCAUCUCCCCCGUCUGUCUGUGGCCUCUGCCCUGCCCUCCUCCUCCACUGAAUGUGCCCUACUAACCCCAGCCUUGGUGGGCAGGCACCUGCGGACACACUCGCCUCCUGCCUGCCCUCCCCCCCAGAAAGCAGGCUUUGCCCUGCCCUCCACGGCCUGUUCUCCUCCACCUCUGCUCAGCCCCGGGUUGUGGAUUCUGUGACAGGGCUGGUGGCCCUGGGCAUCAUCCUGCUGCCGCGCCCGCCGCCGGGGCCCUGGUGCACCCAGUGGGGAGAGGGUGGCCUGGCCUGGCCUGGGCUCUGGGCCGGCUCCCCCUGCCCUCCCUGCCCCCGGUGUCCCUGACGGAGUGGUUCUGGUGGGAAAGAGCAGCCUGUAUGUGGAAUGUGGGGGCAUGGAUACACUAGAGCUGUGAAACCCUUAUAUAUAGUAAAUGUCUUUUGGGAUAAAGUUUUUUUUUUUUUUUUUUUUUACUCUGAACUCUUAUUUGAAUUGCUUUUUGUGCAUACAUUUCUGCUACGGGAGAUUGUACUAUACAAACAAUAAAAACAUAAAACCCUCAC
Molecule: messenger RNA, 3099 nt
Organism: Callorhinus ursinus (northern fur seal)
Lineage: Eukaryota; Metazoa; Chordata; Mammalia; Carnivora; Otariidae
Gene: CHKA
Product: choline kinase alpha
Biological process (GO): phosphatidylethanolamine biosynthetic process; CDP-choline pathway
Cellular component (GO): cytoplasm
Molecular function (GO): choline kinase activity; ethanolamine kinase activity
Source: RefSeq, a predicted model, not a curated record